Acytostelium subglobosum LB1 is the source of this 507-nucleotide messenger RNA. RefSeq lists its product as hypothetical. NCBI's taxonomy places the organism in Eukaryota, Evosea, Eumycetozoa, Acytosteliales, Acytosteliaceae. Gene Ontology annotation, biological process: chemotaxis. The record is from RefSeq and is a predicted model, not a curated record. The annotation marks the transcript as partial. The transcript has a single exon.
AGCACGAGUUCAGUCAGCUUCUGUGGCACGCGAGCCAUGGGCAAGGUGUCCAACUCGACGACACAGACCAUCAUCUCACUCUUUUAUGGUGUUCUCCAAGCAUUGAUAUCACUGGUCUUUGGCAUCAUGUUCAUCUAUCUCGGCAUCAAGAUCAACAAACUGCUCGGACCAUGGAGAGUGAGGGAUAGUCAUAAGAGUCUGUUUGGAUUGUCCGCACAAAAGGUACAACUAUUCGCUGUUGCACUGUCUUGCUCAUUCGGUUUGAUCAUGCAUUCAAUCUAUGUACUUGUAUUGAUCACUACACAGAACUCUAGUAGUAAUAGUGCAUUCAGCUUUGUAUUCCUGAUCAUCACAGAGGUGUUCCCUGCCAUCACCAUGUUCAUCUUUUACAAUCAAACCAAGUUCUCACGUUCCUCAUCAUCUUCACCAGCAGCCAGCAACAACUCUACAACAGCAUCAACAUCAUCAUCAUCUGGUUUUGGUAACAAGAUGAAGGUUAUUAAGUAA